UUCUCUUACCAGGCUGCUGGCAUUUCAAAGAAUCUUGCCCCAACUAUUGGUAUUGCAGUUGAUCAUCGCCGUAAGAACAGAUCCCUUGAAGGUCUUCAGGCCAAUGUUCAGAGGCUUAAGACCUAUAAGGCCAAGCUUGUUGUCUUCCCAAGGCGCGCUCGCAAGUUCAAGGCUGGUGAUUCUACUGUUGAGGAGCUUGCAACUUCAGCUCAAGUCCAAGGACCAUACAUGCCUAUUUCUCUUGAGAAGCCUUAUGUUGAGCUUGUGAAGGUCACUGAGGAAAUGAAGUCGUUCAAGGCAUACAACAAGCUCCGUGUUGAACGUAUGAAUGAGUGUCAUAUUGGUGCUAGGUUGAAGAAGGCUGCUGAAGCUGAGAAAGAAGAUAAGAAGUAAGGUUGAUCUAUUGAGUGCUGUGUCUUUUGGGCUUGUUAAAAGACUUAAGUUUUUGUUUUCAUAUUGCCAAACUAAGACAGCUCUAGAAAACUCUGGUAUAGGACAGUAUCUUGUUUUUC
Messenger RNA from Hibiscus syriacus, 512 nucleotides. RefSeq names its product 60S ribosomal protein L13-1-like. Gene Ontology annotation, biological process: translation. The record is from RefSeq and is a predicted model, not a curated record. Lineage: Eukaryota; Viridiplantae; Streptophyta; Magnoliopsida; Malvales; Malvaceae. Gene Ontology annotation, cellular component: cytosolic large ribosomal subunit; ribosome. Gene Ontology annotation, molecular function: structural constituent of ribosome; RNA binding. The annotation marks the transcript as partial. The transcript is spliced from 2 exons.